UUACGAGUUUAUGAUAUCGUAUCGAUUUUCUUGCGAUGAAUUCCCGGCCCGGCUUUCCGUCGACGCGAGUCACCGCGGCGAGUGUCGCGACCGAAUGGCCAUCCUAUCUGAUACGUACUAAUGGUAACUCACCGUUUGAUAAACCUUUGGUCCGCCCGUACGAGUGCUUACGUAUACUGCAAAUCGCUUUGCAGUGUUAUCCCGAUCCGCGAUACCGUUAUCAAAUGGAAACCCUUUAUCUAUCCUCCGGAUUGGUAUUGGGUUGGCGGGCGUUAGGGGCUUACCUGGUUAAGUAUUUGAGUUAGUCCGGCAUAAUUUGCGCCGAAGAAUUUUCGUCAAUUUUGAGCAAAUUCUUGGACGACGUUUCUUCAGCGGUGCACCGUGACGUGUCUGUUUUAAAAUGGCCGAAUCAAGUACUGACCAGAGGAACACCGACAUUCGACUCAACAUCAUCGUAGCUGCUGAUGCCAAGCGAGGAAUCGGACAGAAUGGCACGCUCCCAUGGAGCUUACCAAAAGAGACCAACUAUUAUCAUGGAAUGAUUAACAGCGUUUCGCCCGGAAAGCAGAACGCCAUCAUCAUCGGCCGGAUUACGUACGCCUCGAUCCACGAUCCACGCGACUACGAGAAGCUGCUAAAGAUUGUGGUGACAAGAGGCGCGGCACCGGAAGGAGCGCCGCAGCCUAAUGUUCGUUAUGCUGUGUCUUUCGAGGAUGCUCUCGAGGUACUGCGGAAAGAGAUGAAACUGCGCGACAUUGAGACAGUGUGGAGUUUGGGUGGUUCCAAGAUUUAUCAGGAGACACUGGAUUCUCCAUACCUGCAUCGCAUUUAUCUUACCAAUGUUCUGGCCGAAUUUCCAUGUGAUACAUUUUUCCCGGAAUUUGACAAGUCCAAAUUCAAUCGAGUCACGGACGAAAGAGUGGACCCGAACGUUCAAACUGACAAAGGAGUGCAGUUUCAGGUGGAAAUUUUUGAAAAGAUUCGCAGCUAAUGCAGCGCUUUGUCAAUUUAUUGUCAGUUUGACGUCACUGCUAUAUCUUAACGUUUCAAACUCAUUACAGUCGGUUUUUAUGUUAUUUCCUCCAGAUACUACUUCGAUUAAUUUUUGACUUUUGCUCAAUUUAAGCAUUUGUUGCCAAUACCGGUUCGACCAGGGUGUCGACGAUUUUAAAAUUAUUGGCAUUG
Molecule: messenger RNA, 1185 nt
Organism: Paramacrobiotus metropolitanus
Lineage: Eukaryota; Metazoa; Tardigrada; Eutardigrada; Parachela; Macrobiotidae
Product: dihydrofolate reductase-like
Exons: 5
Coding region: 401-991 (196 amino acids)
Biological process (GO): tetrahydrofolate biosynthetic process; folic acid metabolic process; dihydrofolate metabolic process
Cellular component (GO): mitochondrion
Molecular function (GO): NADP binding; dihydrofolate reductase activity
Source: RefSeq, a predicted model, not a curated record